GAAUUCUCGAUCCGCACACGCAAUUACAGAACUGCGCGGUGUCUUCAUCAGUAACAAUUUUCGGGCUUACGAGUAGGUUUUAAAGUUUCCACGAAUUUCGAGGAUGCUCGCGCGAGCCACGUGGAUUCUCCGAUGGCUUCUCCUAAUUCAGGUGAUAAAAAUACACUGCACUACCGAGGUCGGCAAAACAGAACUCACCGAAGAAAAUGAAGUUGCCUACGCGCCACUUGGAAGGCUCUAUCGGGCGCGUUACAGGAACUUGAUCCAGAUACCGACAUCCGACCUGGACAAAACCUAUGGCGGUGAUCUAAAAUUAGAUCUGCAAGUGAAGGAAAGUCAUGGUGGUGGCCUAGUAACAGUUUCCCAGGCGCAAAAGAGUCGUGACGGUGACUUAGUAACGGAAAAGAAAUCGGGAGGAAGUUGCGAUGGUGAGAAUAAUGAUGGUGGCAUAUCAAUGGGAUUUCAAGCUGAAAAUAAUGAAAUCGGGGGUCUAUCUUCGAAAAUUCAGACGGGAGAAGGCGGAACUAUGGAUCUAACUUCGGAAACUCAAUCGCAGAAGCUUGAGACGAGGAUCUUGAAGACUUUAGGAAGCGGUAUAGGCUUCGGAAUCACCACGGUUAAUAGCCUGGAUCACUUGGGAUCCGCCGCCUUCAACAGGGCGACUGCUGCUGUAAAAAGCUUAACAUCAAGUGUCUCACGUUACCCAUCAUCACCACGACGCAGAUACUCAAGGAGGAGAUCGAGGUCUUUUGGUGUUCUUGGACGCCUUUCAUAUUCACCCAGCCAAAGGCGUCUCUUUUGAAACGGCUCAACGAACGUGGCAUGGCCCUUUUAAAAAAAUCGAUAAGAAAUAGGGAGCAAUCCA
This is a messenger RNA of Bemisia tabaci, 865 nucleotides long. RefSeq lists its product as uncharacterized. The record is from RefSeq and is a predicted model, not a curated record. Lineage: Eukaryota; Metazoa; Arthropoda; Insecta; Hemiptera; Aleyrodidae.